CAAGAACCAUCCAUCAUCAUGAUUUAAAUGCAAGUUGAGUUCACCCCUGAUCAGAUUGAAGAAUUUAAAGAAGCAUUCUCACUCUUCGACCGGACUCCCAAAUCCGAGAUGAAAAUCACAUACGCUCAAUGUGGAGACGUCUUGAGAGCUCUGGGGCAGAACCCAACCCAGGCUGAGGUCAUGAAACUGCUUGGCCGACCCAAACCAGAAGAAAUGACCUCCAAGAUGAUUGACUUUGAGACCUUCCUGCCCAUGCUCCAGCAUAUUGCCAAGACCAAAGACACAGGCACCUACGAGGACUUCGUGGAGGGUCUGCGUGUGUUUGACAAGGAGGGAAAUGGAACAGUGAUGGGGGCUGAACUCCGCCACGUUUUGGCUACGCUGGGUGAGAGGCUGACUGAAGAAGAGGUUGAUAAGCUAAUGGCUGGUCAGGAAGAUGCCAAUGGCUGUAUCAACUAUGAAGCUUUUGUGAAACACAUCAUGGCUAACUGA
Merops nubicus (carmine bee-eater) is the source of this 492-nucleotide messenger RNA. RefSeq names its product myosin, light chain 3, alkali; ventricular, skeletal, slow (gene MYL3). Gene Ontology annotation, cellular component: myosin II complex. Gene Ontology annotation, molecular function: calcium ion binding. The annotation marks the transcript as partial. The record is from RefSeq and is a predicted model, not a curated record. Lineage: Eukaryota; Metazoa; Chordata; Aves; Coraciiformes; Meropidae. The transcript has 6 exons.